Molecule: messenger RNA, 339 nt
Organism: Leptomonas pyrrhocoris
Lineage: Eukaryota; Euglenozoa; Kinetoplastea; Trypanosomatida; Trypanosomatidae
Exons: 1
Coding region: 1-339 (112 amino acids)
Source: RefSeq, a predicted model, not a curated record
AUGAUCUUCACUCGGUGUCGUGAGGAGGCCAAAAUGGCGUUGAAUGCCACCCACACACUCGCGAUGCGUCGGCUUUGCGUGUGCGACGGCACGCGCUGCGCAUCGCGUCCACAACGCGCUGAAGAAGGCUUAAGCCGAGUGCGCCGGGCUCAUUUGUUGCUACUGAUGUGUGUGUGUGUGUGUGUGUGCCCUUUACCGCCUCAUGAAGUGCUAUGGUGCGACGACGUCGCAACUUGGGGGUGCUUCGAGACGUUCGUGAGCUUCUUAUACGUAACGAUGUACCAAAAUUCUCCUUUUCUUUUGCUGUCCAGUUUGGCCCUCAAAAGUAGUACUCAGUAG